Messenger RNA from Amyelois transitella, 584 nucleotides. It is a transcript of the gene RpS30, whose product is annotated as ubiquitin-like FUBI-ribosomal protein eS30 fusion protein. The record is from RefSeq and is a predicted model, not a curated record. The transcript has 5 exons. Gene Ontology annotation, biological process: translation. Gene Ontology annotation, molecular function: protein binding; structural constituent of ribosome. Gene Ontology annotation, cellular component: ribosome; cytosolic small ribosomal subunit. Lineage: Eukaryota; Metazoa; Arthropoda; Insecta; Lepidoptera; Pyralidae. Bases 145 to 537 code for a protein of 130 amino acids.
AACAAAACUAUCGAUAAUAUUGUUUGACAUUUGACUUUUGACAAUCGAAUCGAGCGGCAACACUACCAACCCUACCGUACAUACGCCGCCAUUUAUGUUGCUUUUUCUUUUGCUUGUCAGAAUUGGCUGAAUAGAAGCCGCAAAAUGCAGUUGCACAUCAGAGGACAGUCGACGCACGUCUUGGACGUCAAUGGCGAAGAGACCAUUGGUCAAGUUAAGGACCGCCUCCGGGCCCUGGUUGGCACAGAUGCUUCGGAUCUGACCCUGUCAUUAGCCGGUGCUCCCUUAGAAGACAGCCACUUGGUUUCUGAGCUGUCCUCCAUUGAACUUGACCUUACAGUACCACUGCUUGGUGGUAAAGUGCACGGUUCUUUGGCUCGUGCUGGUAAGGUAAAGGGGCAGACCCCAAAAGUUGAGAAACAACAAAAGAAGAAGAAGAAGACCGGCCGUGCCAAGCGUAGGAUCCAAUACAACAGAAGAUUCGUAAAUGUUGUGCAGACCUUCGGCCGCCGCCGUGGACCCAACUCCAACUCGUAGGAUAUGACUAUGUAAAUAAAAUGCAAAUAUAACAUCUUGUUUGCGAA